UGGCAUGGUAUGUACACACAGCUGCGACUUUAAGCGGGAAAUAGAAUUCAAUGAGUCUCAAUAUAAGCAACAGUUUUGGAUUAACUUGCAAAGUCUUAAGCAAACAAUGUGACAGUCCGCAGAUUAACUCAUGGGCCACAUACAGCCUUUUGGAAUUGCUCAAAUGCUUAAACGCAAAGGAAAAGCUCUUGCUGACCAAGUACUUUUGCCAAUUGCCGUUAAGUGUGGGCAGUUUUCGAGUGUUGCGGCAACUGCAGCAACUGAGAAUCCUCACUGCAACCGAAUAUAUUUGCAGUAUUUUAGAUGAAGAGCAAUUGCAAUUGAUACUCAUUGAGUUUCUCGAAAGUGAACACGAUUUGCUAGCAAAUUUAUUCAUCGCGGCACAUUAUGAUUCACUAAAUACAAUUAAACUGAAUAAUAUGCUCGACACGGCAUUGAGGCAUCUCUUUGGCGCUCUUGCUAAUAAUCCAAAAAUCAGCAAUUUAAACUAUAUGGAGCCAUUGUCCAAGUCCUUACCCGCUGAUGUCUUAAUCAAUGUGUGCCUGGAAAUGCAUUUAAGCAUUUUAUUGGAGUUACAUGAGGUAGAAGAUGUUAGUAUGGCAUUUAAGCUCUUUAGCACUUGGAUCAACGAGGGCGUCGACGAGCUUACCUUUGUCAAGAGUCUAACAGGCAAGCUACUGGUCAGACAUCAGAAAGAGAUGCUUAAUUUUCUAUUUAAAAUGUCUGCAACGUCCAACUUUAAACACUGGAAAUACUAUCUCAUUGCGGUGCAGUCAAUAGCCAGUCUGAACAACACAGAAACCAUUUCAUUUGCAAAAAAAUAUCUCAAGAGCCGAUUGCUUCAUGUGGCAAGUUUAGGCUGUCAGCUCUCCAUGUUGCAUCUGCUACUUACCGCUCGUGCUGUGGCAGCCACAACACUAAAUAUACAACAGAAUUUGGAUAAUUAUGCACAGUGGUACAAGCAAUACAUUGGCGAAAUGUCAUAUGGCCUAAGCAAUGAGCAAUUCCAGAUCGUACUCAACCUUCUAGACGAUUCUGUGCACUACGAAUUGGAAAUUGAUUAUCUAGAGAUUCAUGCAGCGAUUGCCAUUUCGCCAGGCGGGAAACUUGUGCAGGCCUAUAAAACCAAAUGCAAAUCACAUUUGGCACGCUUGAAAGCGGCCAGCAAACAGAAAGAUAACAAGUAG
Molecule: messenger RNA, 1187 nt
Organism: Drosophila albomicans
Lineage: Eukaryota; Metazoa; Arthropoda; Insecta; Diptera; Drosophilidae
Exons: 9
Coding region: 51-1187 (378 amino acids)
Source: RefSeq, a predicted model, not a curated record